Molecule: messenger RNA, 3040 nt
Organism: Archocentrus centrarchus (flier cichlid)
Lineage: Eukaryota; Metazoa; Chordata; Actinopteri; Cichliformes; Cichlidae
Gene: vldlr
Product: very low density lipoprotein receptor
Exons: 19
Coding region: 29-2536 (835 amino acids)
Biological process (GO): receptor-mediated endocytosis
Cellular component (GO): apical plasma membrane; signaling receptor complex; plasma membrane
Molecular function (GO): hormone binding; protein binding; calcium ion binding
Source: RefSeq, a predicted model, not a curated record
UUUUUUUUUUCUCUUCCCCCUGCCAGAGAUGGUCACGUCCGCACCGGGGAUCCUUCUGCUGCCGAUGUUAAUAUGUCUCCAGCGCUGCGUUAACGUCCACGGUACAAAGACGGAAUGUGAAGCAAGUCAGUUUCAGUGUGGAAACGGUCGCUGCAUCCCGUCUGUGUGGCAGUGCGACGGAGACGAGGACUGCACCGACGGCAGCGACGAGAACUCGUGUGUUAAAAAGACUUGCGCAGAGUUGGACUUCGUGUGUCGCAAUGGCCAGUGUGUCCCGAAGCGGUGGCACUGCGAUGGGGAGCCGGACUGUGAAGAUGGGUCUGAUGAGAGCUUAGAAAUCUGCCACAUGAGGACGUGCCGGAUGAAUGAGUUUAGCUGUGGUGCGGGCUCCACCCAGUGUAUCCCCAUCUUCUGGAAAUGUGACGGCGAGAAGGACUGCGACAGCGGAGAGGACGAGGUCAACUGUGGAAACAUCACUUGCGCCCCAAACGAGUUCACAUGUGCCAGUAGUCGCUGCAUCUCCCGGAACUUCGUGUGCAAUGGCGAGGAUGACUGCGGCGACGGCUCGGAUGAGGUGGAGUGCGCGCCGUCGUCCUGCGGUCCCAGCGAGUUCCAGUGUGGAAAUUCUUCGUGCAUCCCAGCCAGCUGGGUGUGUGACGACGACGUCGACUGCCAGGACCAGUCAGAUGAGUCUCCUUCCCAUUGUGGUCGACACCCAACACCCCCGGCGAAGUGCUCCCCCAGUGAGAUGCAGUGUCACUCAGGAGAGUGCAUUCACAAGAAGUGGAGGUGUGACGGAGACUCAGACUGCAAGGACGGCAGCGAUGAAGCCAACUGUCCUGUUCGCACCUGCGGGCCGGAUCAGUUCAAGUGUGAUGAUGGAAACUGCAUCCUGGGCAGCAGGCAGUGUAACGGCAUCAGAGACUGCGCAGACGGCUCGGACGAAGUCAACUGCAGAAACAUGACCCAGUGUAACGGGCCAGAGAAGUUCAAGUGCCGCAGUGGGGAGUGCAUAGAGAUGAGCAAAGUGUGCAACAAGGUCCGAGACUGUCCCGACUGGAGCGACGAACCCAUCAAGGAAUGCAAUUUUAAUGAGUGUCUCCUGAACAACGGCGGCUGCUCGCACAUCUGCAAAGACAUGGUGAUCGGCUACGAGUGUGACUGCACGCCUGGACUCCAGCUUAUAGACCACAAGACCUGCGGAGAUGUUGAUGAGUGUGUGAACCCUGGCAUUUGCAGUCAGAUCUGCAUCAACCUGAAGGGAGGAUACAAGUGUGAAUGCCACAACGGCUACCAGAUGGAUCCGACCACCGGCGUCUGCAAGGCUGUUGGUAAAGAGCCCUGCCUGAUCUUCACUAACCGCCGUGAUAUCCGCCGUCUGGGUCUGGAGAGGAAGGAGUACACUCAGAUUGUGGAGCAGCAGAGAAACACGGUGGCUCUGGAUGCAGACUUUGACCAGCAGACCAUUUUCUGGGCUGACCUGGGCCAGAAGGCGAUAUACAGCACUGUGUUGGACAAGCGCGCGGAUGCUGCCACCCACAAGAAGGUGAUCGACAAUGUGCAGACCCCAGUGGGAAUCGCUGUGGACUGGAUCUACAAGAACCUGUACUGGUCUGAUCUUGGAACCAAAACUAUCUCAGUGGCCAGUUUCAAUGGAACCAAGCAGAAGGUUUUGCUAAACAGGGGCCUCAAAGAACCGGCCUCUAUUGCUGUUGAUCCACUGUCUGGGUUUCUGUACUGGUCUGACUGGGGCGAGCCAGCAAAGAUUGAGAAAUCUGGCAUGAACGGAGUGGACAGACAGGUUCUGGUGGCGACAGAUAUCCAGUGGCCUAAUGGAAUCACACUGGAUCUGAUCAAAGGCAGGUUGUACUGGGUCGACUCAAAGCUGCACAUGCUCUGCAGCGUUGACCUGAACGGGGACAACAGAAAGAAAGUACUCCAGUCUCCAGAGUACCUGGCUCACCCCUUUGCUCUCACUGUUUUUGAGGACCGAGUUUUCUGGACGGACGGAGAAAACGAAGCGAUCUACGGUGCAAACAAGUUCACCGGCUCUGAUGUGGUAACGCUGGCUAGCAACCUGAAUGACCCCCAGGACAUCAUCGUGUACCAUGAGCUGAUUCAGCUGUCGGGUACUAACUGGUGCUUGGAGAAAGGUGAAAAUGGAGGCUGCAGCUACAUGUGUCUGCCCGCACCACAGAUCAACAAACACUCCCCCAAAUACACCUGCGUGUGCCCCGAGGGGCAGGAGCUGGCUGCUGACGGCUUGCGCUGCAGGCCUGAAGCAAACGUGAGCACAUCAAUCCAGGUGAAUUCCACCGCCAGAGGUUCUGCUGCUGCCUGGGCCAUACUUCCUGUCUUGCUGCUGGCGAUGGCGGCAGCAGGCGGCUACCUGAUGUGGAGAAACUGGCAGCUGAAGAACCAGAAGAGCAUGAACUUUGACAACCCAGUCUAUCUGAAGACCACAGAAGAAGACCUCAACAUUGACAUCACACGGCACGGCGCCAACGUAGGACACACGUACCCUGCGAUUCAAUAGUGAGCACAGAGGAUGAUUUAUCCUGAUCGUAUUGGGUUUUUUAAAAUUUUUUCACGGUUGCAUGGCGCCUCCUCGUUCCAGUGCGGGCGGUUGACCGUAGCAGCAGCAGCAGACCUUAUAGUACGACCACAUGCCUUCUGAAGUGCAUUAAACCAUUAUGUGUGGCGAAGAGGAAGUCUUAUUUAUUAUGUGAAUACUACAACGAAUCGUGUCCCAGCUGGUUUCACUCCACGUCCAGUGAUGUUCUUUUUUCCUUCAUUAUUUUUUUUUUGGCCACGGACAUUUUCCAGUCAUGCCCCGCCCUCUUUAAGGAGCCUGACGCUUGUGGGGUUUUGUGGAUGCGAGAUUUAUUUCGUUAAACUGUCCCGAGGACAGAAUUUGAAACAGGAUCUGAGCUCCCAGAAACCCGGCACGGCAGAUGUUUGAAGACUACAUGAAACGCUAGGGUCAAAGGUCAUUUAGAAUUAAGGCUUUAAUGGGGGGGGGAGAGAAUGUGGUUCAGAC